UUAAAGCUUAUUUAGUCCAGCAAAAUACGACCCAUGAAGCAUUAGAAAUAUGGGACCCUCCGAACAGUUUCUCAUGCUUAAUAAUCUAAUACUACGGUAGCUCGGUUCUGUGGUUGUCGCUGACACUGUGUUCUGAAAUGAACAACAGCAAGCAUUUGGUUACAUGCAAAUGCGAUUACUGUGUCUGAGAAUCUACAAUUUGUUCUGGAAGUCGCCAAUAGAAUCUCAUGCCACGGCUGCCAUUGCGGAGCGACCACUUCGUAGAAACUUUAGUGGGCCAUCUCCAGGACCACAACUUCUUGAAUCGGAGAACCAUGGCGUUUUCACGAUGCAUAGCAGGCAAAAACAUAGGCAAUAUUUGGGCAGCCUCCUACUUUCGCUGCCCCAAAAUACCGUUAAUCCUGUUCUUUACUGUAGAACAGUGCAUGCCCAGAUUAUUUUAUCAGGAUUUGAGUCGAACCUUUUUCUCAGCAACAUACUUAUUACGGCUUACUCGAGGCGGGGCGCUUUAGGCACUGCUGCCACCCUGUUUGCUAGAAUGCCUGAAAGGAACUUAAUUUCUUGGUCUUCGAUUAUUUCUGCAUAUAAUCGAGAUGGGAACAAUGCAGGAGCCUUAAGGCUGUUUCGGGAGUUCAGGAGAAGUGGCUAUGACAAUCCAAAUGAGUUUGUUUUGGCGACCGUCAUUCAGUCUUGCACCCAAGUGGCUAGUGCUGAAAAUGGUAUGUAUUUGCAUAGUUUUGUGAUUAAGGCUGGUUGUGAUCAAAAUGCUCAUGUGGGCACUUCUCUUAUUGAUUUUUAUGCAAAAACUAGGGAUCUAGAUGCAGCAAGAUUGGUUUUUGAUAAGUUGGGAGUGAAAAGUGUUGUGACAUGGACUGCAAUUAUAAUGGGAUGUUCUAUAAAUGCAAGAAGCGAUCUAUCACUUGAUUUAUUUAAGCAAAUGGUAGAGAGUGGUGUUGUUCCUGAUAAGUAUGCACUUUCCAGUGUCUUGGAAGCAUGUUCUAUGCUUGAGUUGCUUGAAAUGGGAAAGCAAGUUCAUGCUUUUGUCCUGAGAAGUGGUGCUAACACGGAUGUGUCAGUGAGUAAUGUGCUUAUAGAUUUCUAUUUCAAGUGUGGAGAACUAAAAGCAGGGCACAGAACUUUUGGACAGAUGAUGGUUAAGAAUACUAUUUCUUGGACAAUGGUGAUUUCGGGGUACAUGCAGAGUGGUUUCCAUUAUGAAGCAAUGGAUCUAUACAAGGAUAUGAACAUAUCAGGGUGGAAGGCAGAUGCAUUUGCUUGUUCCAGUGUCCUCAAUUCCUGUGGUUCGGUUGGGGCUCUAAAUCAAGGUAAGCAGGUCCAUGCUUACACCAUGAAGGUCAAUUUGGACUCUGAUGACUUUGUUACAAACAGCUUGAUUGACAUGUAUUGUAAAUGUGAUUCCUUGAUUGAUGCCAUGAGGGUGUUUCUUGCCUCUGAAAGACGUACUGCUAUGUGUUACAAUGUAAUGAUUGAGGGAUACUCAAGACAGGAAAGCCUGUAUGAGGCGUUUCAUCUUUUCAAUGACAUGAGGCAUAAUUUGCUUCAACCAAGUCUACUGUCGUUUGUCAGCCUUCUUGGGGUAUCAGCUUCUCAAACUGCACUGGAAGUAAGCCGACAGCUUCACUCUCUGAUGAUCAAAUCUGGUUUUUCUUUGGACAGUUACUGUGGGAGUGCCUUAGUAGAUGUUUACUCAAAAUGCUCAUUUGUCGGAGAUGCAGGACUUGUGUUUGAGGAGAUCAAUGAAAAAGACAUUGUAGUCUGGAAUUCUAUGCUGUUUGGAUAUGCACUUCAAUCAGAAAGCGAGGAAGCUCUUAGUCUAUACUUAGAGUUGCAGCAUGGGAGAGAAAGACCAAAUGCAUUCACCUAUGUUGCGGUCAUAAUGGCUUCUACUAAACUAGCAAGUUUAUCGAAUGGUCUCCAAUUUCACAACCAAGCUAUAAAAAUAGGUCUGGACUUUGAUCCAUUUGUUACAAAUGCAUUGAUGGAUAUGUAUGCAAAGUGUGGAUGCAUAGAUGCCGCCCAGUUAUUGUUCAGAUCCAUGUCUCAAAGAGAUAUUGUAUGCUGGAAUUCAAUGAUAUCAAUGCACGCACAGCAUGGCGAUGCGGAGAAAGCUCUUCAUACUUUUAAGCAAAUGAGAACUGAGGGCAUAAAACCCAACUACAUCACAUUCAUCGGAGUUCUUACAGCAUGUGCCCACGUGGGGCUCGUGGAAGAAGGAUUUCAUCACUUUGAGUCGAUGUCCGAAUUUGGGAUUGAACCAGGAGAAGAACACUAUACUUGCAUGGUUUCUCUGUUGGGCCGGGCUGAUAAACUGCACGAAGCCAAGUCAUUUAUCGACAAGAUGCCAAUUCAACCAACCACACUAGUCUGGAAGAGCUUGCUUAGUGCAUGCAGAGUUACCGGCAAUGUUGAACUGGCUCAGCAUGCGGCUGAAAUGGCAAUAUCAUCUGAUCCAACGGACAGCGGGUCCUAUACCUUACUUUCAAAUAUUUUUGCAUCUAAAGGUAUGUGGACGGAUGUAAAGAAGGUGAGGGAGAAGAUGGACAGAAAUGGUGUGAUAAAAGAAACAGGGUGUAGCUGGAUCGAGAUCAACGAUCAAGUGCACUUAUUUUUUGCAAGAGACAGAACUCAUCAGCAGGCUGAUUUGAUCAAUCAUCUCGUGGACCACUUGAUUCAGCACACGAAAGGUAUAGAUCAUGAGCCUGACUCUCCUUUCUACCAUCAGAAUACCGUUCUGCUGUAAAAUGAUUAUCACACGGAAAAUUCAUCCUUCCAAAAUUCAGCAUGGAUAA
This is a messenger RNA of Sesamum indicum (sesame), 2810 nucleotides long. RefSeq names its product Tetratricopeptide repeat (TPR)-like superfamily protein. The record is from RefSeq and is a predicted model, not a curated record. Gene Ontology annotation, molecular function: RNA binding; protein binding. Lineage: Eukaryota; Viridiplantae; Streptophyta; Magnoliopsida; Lamiales; Pedaliaceae. Gene Ontology annotation, biological process: RNA modification.